Molecule: messenger RNA, 4747 nt
Organism: Pogona vitticeps (central bearded dragon)
Lineage: Eukaryota; Metazoa; Chordata; Lepidosauria; Squamata; Agamidae
Source: RefSeq, a predicted model, not a curated record
AUGCGAGGCUACACCAGCAGUGUCCUGAGCGCCCAUCCCUCUUCCUUCUCCUCCUCUCCUCGGUUUGCUUUUCACACGCCUCCUUCCUUUUUCAGAUACGACAGCUUUGGCCGUCUCACGAACAUCACCUUCCCUACUGGUCAAGUCAGCAGCUUCCGGAGCGACACGGAUAGCUCGGUGCAUGUCCAGGUUGAAACCUCCAGCAAGGACGAUGUCACCAUAACGACAAACCUGUCCGCCUCUGGCGCCUUCUAUACCCUCCUGCAAGAUCAAGUGCGAAACAGCUAUUACAUCGGUGCAGACGGUUCUCUCCGGCUCAUGCUGGCGAAUGGCAUGGAAGUAGCGCUGCAGACCGAACCUCAUCUGCUGGCUGGCACGGUGAACCCGACGGUGGGGAAAAGGAACGUGACCCUGCCCAUCGACAACGGGCUCAACCUGGUCGAAUGGAGGCAGCGCAAAGAGCAGGCGAGAGGCCAGAUCACGGUUUUUGGGCGCAGACUGAGGGUUCACAACAGGAACUUGCUGUCCCUUGACUUUGACCGUGUGACAAGAACAGAGAAGAUCUAUGAUGACCAUCGCAAGUUCACACUGCGGAUCCUGUACGAUCAGGCUGGUCGGCCCAGCCUUUGGUCUCCCAGCAGCAGGCUGAAUGGAGUAAACGUGACGUAUUCAGCAGGAGGGCAUAUCGCUGGAAUCCAAAGGGGAACGAUGUCAGAAAGGAUGGAGUAUGACCAGUCUGGGAGGAUUACAUCCAGAAUCUUUGCUGAUGGCAAAGCUUGGAGCUACACAUACCUAGAGAAGUCCAUGGUAUUGCUUCUUCACAGCCAGAGGCAGUACAUUUUCGAAUUUGAUAAGAAUGAUCGCUUAUCGUCUGUGACCAUGCCCAACGUAGCUCGGCAAACUUUGGAAACCAUCCGUUCCAUUGGCUAUUACAGGAACAUCUACAGGCCCCCAGAGGGCAAUGCAUCCGUUGUUGAGGAUUUCAACGAGGAAGGGCAACUCCUUCACACCUGUCAUCUGGGGACAGGGAGGCAUGUCAUCUACAAGUACGGCAAGCUCUCCAAGCUGUCGGAAAUGCUCUAUGACACCACCAAGAUCAGCUUCACCUAUGACGAAACCGCCGGGAUGCUGAAGACCAUAAACCUGCAAAACGAGGGGUUCACCUGCACGAUCAGGUAUCGGCAGAUUGGGCCUCUCAUCGAUCGGCAGAUCUUCCGUUUCACAGAGGAAGGCAUGGUGAACGCCCGCUUUGACUAUAAUUACGACAAUAGCUUCCGGGUGACCAGCAUGCAAGCCGUGAUCAACGAGACCCCCUUACCCAUUGACCUCUACCGGUAUGAUGAUGUGUCGGGCAAAACCGAACAGUUUGGCAAGUUUGGGGUGAUCUACUACGACAUCAAUCAGAUCAUCACCACAGCUGUCAUGACCCACACCAAGCAUUUUGAUGCCUACGGCAGGAUGAAAGAAGUACAGUAUGAGAUAUUUAGGUCCCUGAUGUACUGGAUGACAGUGCAGUAUGACAACAUGGGCAGAGUAGUGAAAAAGGAGUUGAAGGUUGGCCCGUACGCCAACACCACGAGGUACUCAUACGAGUACGAUGCUGACGGCCAGCUGCAGACUGUCUCUAUUAACGAGAAGCCGCUUUGGCGGUACAGUUACGACCUAAAUGGGAAUCUCCAUUUGCUGAGUCCCGGGAACAGCGCUCGCCUCACACCACUGAGGUACGAUCUCAGGGACCGGAUUACAAGACUGGGGGAUGUGCAGUAUAAGAUGGAUGAAGACGGUUUCUUAAGACAAAGAGGGAAUGACAUUUUUGAGUACAAUUCUGCGGGCCUGCUCAUCAAGGCGUACAACAAAGCCAGCGGCUGGAGCGUUAAAUAUCGUUACGACGGGCUCGGAAGGAGGGUUUCCAGCAAAACCGCCCACGGUCAUCAUCUGCAGUUCUUUUACGCCGAUCUCGCCAACCCCACCAAAGUCACGCACUUGUACAAUCACUCGAGUUCUGAAAUCACCUCCCUCUAUUAUGACCUCCAGGGCCAUCUCUUUGCCAUGGAGCUAAGCAGCGGGGAUGAAUUUUACAUUGCGUGUGACAACAUCGGGACCCCGUUGGCUGUCUUCAGUGGAACGGGCUUAAUGAUCAAGCAGAUUCUAUAUACAGCCUACGGCGAAAUCUAUAUGGACACCAACCCAAACUUCCAGAUCAUUAUCGGUUACCAUGGAGGCCUCUACGACCCCCUGACGAAGCUCAUACAUAUGGGGAAGAGGGACUACGACGUACUUGCUGGCCGGUGGACCAGCCCAGACCACGGCAUUUGGAAGCGCCUAAGCAGCAGCAACAUCAUGCCUUUCAAUCUUUAUAUGUUCAAGAACAACAACCCUAUUAGUAACUCUCAGGAUAUAAAGUGCUACAUGACAGAUGUCAACAGCUGGUUGCUUACGUUUGGAUUUCAACUGCACAAUGUUAUCCCUGGAUAUCCGAAGCCGGACGUGGAAGCCAUGGAGCCCUCCUAUGAACUCGUCCACACCCAACUAAAAACCCAAGAAUGGGACAACAGCAAGUCGAUCUUGGGAGUGCAGUGUGAAGUCCAGAAACAACUGAAGGCUUUCGUCACUUUGGAGCGCUUCGAGCAGAUCUACAGCUCCAGCAUUGCCGGAUGUCAUGAAGUCAAGGAGAAUCUUAAUUUUGCUUCUGGCGGCUCGGUCAUUGGCAAGGGGGUCAAGUUUGCCAUGAAGGACGGAAGGGUCGCCACCGACAUUAUCAGCACAGCUAACGAGGACGGGCGGAGGAUUGCAGCCAUACUGAACAACGCGCACCACCUGGAGAACUUGCACUUCACCAUCGAGGGCGUGGACACGCACUAUUUUGUCAAGCAAGGCCCUUCAGACGGCGACUUGUCCAUCCUGGGCCUCAGCGGUGGGAGGAGAACCUUGGAAAACGGGGUCAACGUCACCGUUUCCCAGAUCAACACUGUGCUCAACGGAAGGACUAAACGAUACACAGACAUCCAGCUCCAGUACGGAGCGCUGUGUCUCAACACCCGGUACGGGAUCAGCUUGGACGAGGAGAAGACCCGCGUGCUGGAGCUCGCCAGGCAACGGGCGGUGGGCCAGGCCUGGGCGCGUGAGCAGCAGAGACUGCGGGACGGGGAGGAGGGCGCCCGCUUCUGGACAGAAGGGGAGAAGCAGCAGUUGCUAAACACAGGGCAGGUUCAGGGCUACGAUGGCUAUUUUGUGAUCUCAGUGGAGCAGUAUCCAGAACUCUCGGACAACGCCAACAACAUCCACUUUAUGAGACAGAGUGAGAUGGGCAGAAGGUGACAGGGCGGGUCGGCGCGUUGACUUCUUGCCAAAGACAGCUACUCUUUUUGUGGCCGCGUACCAGACUGUGUUGUACUCAAAUCCCUUUUUUUAAAGAGAGAGAGAGAGAGAAAGAAAGAAAGAAAUGAAAUGAUAGUGAACAAAGGUGGGGUGGAGUGGUCAUACAGUUGCACUGUAACUCAUGCCACAUCCCUUUUAUUUUAUUUUAAUUUUUUUAGAUUGGCUUUUUUUUCACCUGUUACAGUCGGCCUCUCGCCUCUCCUGAGAUCAGAAAGUGUAUUUCACCCUUGCGUAAGCGCGGUGAAAUCCUGUGUCCUUUUUUAAGCCUUUAAACAUUCAGGAAAAAAGAAAAGAAAAGGAGAAUUGUUGAGGUCAAUCUAUAGGUUUUUGAAUGCGACGGGGACAGGAUCUCGGUAUUAGGUUCAUGCUAACCCUUUCUACUUGGGUUGGAAAAUGGGAGAAGAAAGGAUUUCCAAUCAUGAGCAGAGGGAAAAGGAAGCUCACAGCAUUUUAUGGUGCGCACAGAAAACAAAGGAAAAAAAAUGAAGAAGCAGCUGGAGACUGUUCAAAACCUUCUUAAUGUGAUCCUUCUACAUAAGUAUGAACCUCUAAAGGAGAACUUGCAGGUUGUUUUCAUUUUCCAUUCUUUCUGGGCAAUCUUGAGGCUCAGAGGUAGCCGAACGAGGCAACAUAGCUGCAUCUUAUAGACUUGCAAGAUAAUGAAUCUUUCCCUUUCUGGAGAUGGAAUAAUCUUUUUUUAUUUUUUUUAAACGAGUCUUUUUUACUACAAUAGGCUAUUUUGUUCACCAGUUUGAUUUUUGUGUUUGUGUGCGCGCGGCAGAGUACGUAUCGGUGCAAAUCUCCUUCUUUCCUUUUUUAAGUUUGAAACCCCCCAUAACAGCUAUUGGGAUUGGGGUGGGGGCGGGUAGGGAAGGAUUCACACUCUACUAGAAUUAACUUUUCUUGCACACGGCGAUGGAUGGGAAGCGCCGCUGAUGUAUAUUUGUCAAUGGUAAACUCUCCUUAAAUAUAUAGUAUUUCUGUACACCAGGUCAAGUGUCUUAACAAUCCUCUUUCAAAGAUGGGGACGUCUUUUCUUAGAAGCUGAGGAGGCAGUGUUCCAACUGCAGGGCUCACCGGUCGGUGAAAGGUUUUCGGUUCCUCCCAAAAACGAUGAAAACCAAACUAGAUGUCGAUGUGAGAGACAUACAGAGAGUCUCUCUGUGCUUUCCGUUUUCAUUUUAAUGCAGCUUCAGGAGAGGGGAUUACCAACCCAUGGUUAGAGCAGUGGGGUGGGAGCGGGGCUCACCCUGCUAUUAAGUGGUAAGACCCUGCAAUCUGGACCACAGACCGUCCCCAGCGAAAGGGGGGGUACAGUGGUGCCUCGCUAGAUGAUGAUAAUCUGUUCCACUGAAAUCGCUGUUUAGCG